CUGAACGGGAAAACCAAUUUCAAAUGGUAGUUUCGUUAUGUUUUUCUCCGGCGACGUCCUCCGCGAUUUCCUCCCGCCGACAUCGUAUUCUAUAUAUGAUGCUUGUAUUCAGUUGACAGAAAGCCCUAAAUCCUUUUCGCAAUGUGAAGUGUCAAAAUAAUAACUGUGAAUUUGCUCACAACAAAUUAUGUUUUUGUUUUCAGAUUGAAAGAAGCAGUGAUGAAACCCCCUUCGGCAUCGGGUUCACUGAAGAACCCAGUGAAGUUCAGACUGCCAACAGCCGAGAAUCUUGUACCUAUCCGUCUCGACAUCGAAAUUGAUGGUAAAAGAUUUAAAGAUGCUUUUACUUGGAACGCAAGUGAUCCUGACUCAGAAGUGGUGGUGUUUGCGAGGAGAACUGUGAAGGAUUUGAAAUUUCCUACUGCUUUUGUCACUCAGAUUGCUCAAUCCAUCCAGUCACAAUUGAUAGAAUUUCGGUCAUACGAAGGACAAGAUAUGCACACUGGCGAGAAAGUUGUUCCUAUCAAGCUUGAUCUCCAAGUAAAUCACACAGUUAUAAAGGACCAGUUUUUCUGGGACAUGAACAAUUUUGAGGGUGAUCCUGAAGAAUUUGCACGGACAUUUUGUGAAGAUAUGAAAAUUGAAGAGCCAGAAGUUGGACCUGCAAUUGCCAUAGCAAUUAGAGAACAACUUUAUGAGAUUGCAAAGCAAGGUGUUGCAUCCGUGAGAGAAAGCAGGACAAAUAAGAAAGGACGCAGAGGAAUGGAACAUCUCUCGGCCAGUAAAGUAGGUUCGCCUGCACUGGACCUGGGGAAGCUAUUCGACCCUGAUGGAAGUAUCCAACGGGGAAAGAGUGAAUGUGAUGCAUUUGAACCAAUUGUCAGUCACCUGUCAAAUGAAGAGGUGGAUGCCCUCGAGGCUAGAGAAGAGAGGCUUCCUCGGUGAUGCAGACAGUGUCUGUUGGAAUGGAUAUCAGCAGUUUAAAUGAGAAAUUGUUUUUAAGUUUUAGAAUGAUGAAAUGAAACUAGUUCCUAGUAAAAGUAUAACCAAAAUCCAGUGUUUUAGAUAAUGUUCAGUUUUUUGCAGUGAUCUGGAGAUCACAGUUACUUCUGUUUCUCAAAAGAAAAUAUGGAACAGUACUUCUGUGCUAAUUUAUUAGUACCUGUUUCUCUACUU
This is a messenger RNA of Solanum tuberosum (potato), 1176 nucleotides long. RefSeq names its product chromatin structure-remodeling complex protein BSH-like. Lineage: Eukaryota; Viridiplantae; Streptophyta; Magnoliopsida; Solanales; Solanaceae. Gene Ontology annotation, biological process: chromatin remodeling. Gene Ontology annotation, cellular component: nuclear chromosome. The record is from RefSeq and is a predicted model, not a curated record. The transcript is spliced from 11 exons. The coding region runs from base 220 to 945 and encodes 241 amino acids.